Messenger RNA from Poecilia latipinna (sailfin molly), 2389 nucleotides. RefSeq names its product trans-aconitate 3-methyltransferase-like. The record is from RefSeq and is a predicted model, not a curated record. Gene Ontology annotation, molecular function: S-adenosylmethionine-dependent methyltransferase activity. Bases 1511 to 2332 code for a protein of 273 amino acids. The transcript has 7 exons. Lineage: Eukaryota; Metazoa; Chordata; Actinopteri; Cyprinodontiformes; Poeciliidae.
GUUUUUGAUGAAUUUCAUAGCUGGACGUUGCAGGACGAAUGAAGCCUGCUCAAUGACUGGGAACACCUAUCUCAUGAACUGCCACCAGGGGGUGCUAUCUACAUAUGGCUGUUUGCUCAUUUGUGAUGUAGAAACAAAUGAGCUGAAUCUCCUGCUUUGGCUGGGCUGUGGUAGUAACUUCACCUCCCAAUGUGACCAUAGCAGCAUAGAAAAGGUGUGUACUGUGCUCAUUGCAUCCAAAUGGUUCAAGUACAGAAAUCUUGACUAUUUGUUUGCUCAGUAGAAAUCACUGGUCAGCUGCUCCUCCUGUUGCUGCUGGGCCAGAAGGACGUCUCUGGUUUGGGUGGAGUACUUCAGAAGGAUGAUGCUGAAGUUGGUUUCAGAAGGUCUGGAAGAUGAAAGCUGCUCCUUCCUCUGCACUCCACCACUUGGCUAAACCACCAUAUUGAUUUCCAUUUCUUUUCAGAUAGUGAAGUUGUUGCAGCUCAAUGGAGACCCUGCUGCUCUGUUUCUCUAGCUCUGUGCGAUUAUUUUUAGUUUUGCUCGUUCUGUUUUAGUUUCCUUUCUUUUGAUUGUUUUCUUGGGUAUUAGUCAGUGUGGCCUCAUUUUGUCUUAAAUCUCUCUUAAUAAUGUAAAUUUUAAAAUUGUGGAGCCACAUCUCGUUCUCAUUAGUGUACAAACCUAAGCGCCUUUAAGGGGCAGAGCACCAAAUAAGUAAUGCCAUUCCCUUGUGUUGUGAGUACAUAUUAUGUAUAGAUUGGUUUUGGAUGUGAGCAUGAAUACAGAAUAAACUAAUUUAACUUUUUUUUUUGAUUUACAGUAACAUUUUAAGAAUGCAAUUUGUGAUGGACAAAACAAAAACAAAGGUAGAUGAUGUAUUUGAAGAAAGAUUUAAAGAUACAUGAUCCUCUGUGAUGCACCAGAACUUUUCUGGUCCUUCAUAGCCUCAACAUGAGCUGGAGAGGUUUGCUUGGAAAAAGGAAUUGUGGGUCCCUUCAUGAACUUACCUUACGUCUGUGAUGAGAUCUGAUAGGUGAAAUUCAUUUGAUUGAUUGAUAAACUAUAAUGAAGGAUGAAACAAGAAGAACUCUGGACAUGGAUUUAAGCAGCUAGGGCAGCAGUGAGACUCAAACUGUCACUUUAUCCUAGUUGGUUGAUUUUGAUUUAUUUCUCAGUCCAGAGGGAUAUGGGCCUCUUCAUUUUGUUAGAAAACACUUUCACUUAAAGUGCUUUGACCUUUAAAGUGCUAGCGUACUGUAGGUACAACAAUCAGUCUGUUAAUCUGUAACUCGCUGGUUGAACAGUCACACCGCUUUUACUGCUGAGUCAUUGUUCUCUGGCUGACGUUGUGGAGAGGUUCCAACUUUCUCCUGAAGCUCUGGUUUGUUUUAUGAUAACUCCUUUUCUCUUGAGUUCAGGAACUUGACAUUCGAUUUGUUCUUCUGUCUGGAGAAGCGGGUUUUCUCUUCUUUUUUUCUGUCUGCUUUGGUUUUUAUUGCUCCUUUAAAAGAUGGCUGUGCGGCUCUUUGAAGGGAAAGACCAUGCAGCCUCUUACCUGCAGUACAGAGUGACACCCCAUGAAAUUAUCAGCAAGAUAAUGAGCUACAUGGAGCAGAAGACACCUCGGCAGUACAAACUGGCCGUGGAUGUGGGCUGUGGUCCGGGGAAAGGGACAGUCCUUCUGGCUCCUUACUUCACCAGGGUAGUUGGAACGGACAUCAGCCAGGCUAUGGUAGAAAGAGCGCUGGCCAAAAACAACCCACCAAACAUUUCAUACAGACAUUGCCCUGCAGAGGAGACACCCUUUGCAUCAGGGGAGGUGGACCUUGUGACGGCCAUGACGGCGGCCCACUGGUUCGACCGGCCACGGUUCCUCCAGGAGGCUGACAGGAUCCUCAGACCUGGAGGCUGCCUUGCUCUCCUGAGCUACACCAUGGACAUGAUCCUGGAAUACAGAGACAUCUCAAACGUCCUGAAUGACAUCUGCCGAGAGUUCUACACUGCCCUGCUUCCCUACCGAAGUUCUUAUUUAGGACCAAGCUCCAGGAAGGUUUACUUUGACAUGUUUAACUCCUGCUCUUACCCUGACAAAGAAUGGACUGAGUGCCAUCCAGUGAGAAGAGCCCUUCCAGUCAGUGGAUUCAUAGGCAUGGUGGAGACAUUCUCCAGCUACCAGCAGCUGAAACAGAAGGAUCCUUCUGAAGCCGAUAAUCUCUCCAACAGAAUCCUGACCAAAUUACUGACCGCCAUGAAUGUGUCCUCUCCUGACACUGAAGUGAUGGUGAUCGUGAACUAUUUCGGCAUGCUGGCGUGCAAACCUUCAUCUGAAUGAAACUUUGUACGCUUUGAUUGAACGCCACACAGUGUGCGAACCCAAUAUAUAUAUAUA